This is a messenger RNA of Corapipo altera (White-ruffed manakin), 2248 nucleotides long. RefSeq names its product secreted protein acidic and cysteine rich (gene SPARC). The transcript has 11 exons. The coding region runs from base 91 to 987 and encodes 298 amino acids. Gene Ontology annotation, biological process: anatomical structure development. The record is from RefSeq and is a predicted model, not a curated record. Gene Ontology annotation, molecular function: extracellular matrix binding; calcium ion binding; protein binding. Lineage: Eukaryota; Metazoa; Chordata; Aves; Passeriformes; Pipridae.
GAGGAUGGGAAGCACCAGAUUCCUCCAGCCUGUCCAAGCGCCUGAAGUUUCCUCAGCCGUGCUGCCCGGACUGCGAGGGUCUGCUGAAAGAUGAGGGCCUGGAUUUUUUUCCUUAUUUGCCUGGCAGGCAAAGCCCUGUCAGCUCCGCAGGAGGCUCUGCCUGAUGAGACAGAGGUCAUUGAAGAUCCUACCACAGAGGAGCCUGUGGGGGCUAAUCCUGUCCAGGUGGAGGUGGGAGAGUUUGAGGAACCCACAGAGGAUGUAGAGGAGAUUGUUGCAGAGAACCCCUGCCAGAACCACCACUGCAAGCACGGCAAGGUGUGCGAGGUGGAUGACAACAACCAACCCAUGUGUGUGUGCCAGGACCCCUCCAGCUGCCCAGCCACUGCUGGUGUCUUCGAGAAGGUCUGUGGCACUGACAACAAGACCUACGACUCCUCCUGCCAUUUCUUUGCCACCAAGUGCACCUUGGAGGGAACCAAGAAGGGACACAAGCUGCACCUGGACUACAUUGGGCCUUGCAAAUUCAUCCCUGCCUGCCUGGACACAGAGCUGACUGAGUUCCCCCUGCGCAUGCGGGACUGGCUCAAGAACGUGCUGAUCACCCUGUACGAGCGUGAUGAGGACAACAACCUGCUGACUGAGAAGCAGAAGCUCAAGGUGAAGAAAAUCCAUGAGAACGAGAAGCGCCUGGAGGCCGGUGACCACACCGUGGAGCUGCUGGCCCGUGACUUUGAGAAGAACUACAACAUGUACAUCUUCCCCGUGCACUGGCAGUUUGGGCAGCUGGACCAGCACCCCAUCGAUGGGUACCUGUCCCACACUGAGCUGGCCCCGCUCCGUGCCCCCCUCAUCCCCAUGGAGCACUGCACCACCCGCUUCUUCGAGGCUUGCGACCUGGACAACGACAAGUACAUCGCCCUGGAGGAGUGGGCCAGCUGCUUCGGCAUUAAGGAGCAGGACAUAGACAAGGAUCUUGUGAUCUAAACGCCCCGGCUUCCUGCUCUGCUGCCAACUUUGUCUUGUUUUAACCUUCCCACUUCCUUUGGUUUUUAAACUGCUUUUGUUUUGUUUUGUUUUUCCCUGGGAACAAGGUGCUAAUAUAGAUCUAAACAUAUGUAGUAAUGGUGCUAAGAGAAAUAACAGUCCUCAUUCAUAGCCUUAUCUAUUACCACUAGAUUACUCACUCAGCUGUUUCCACACGCUCUUACCAGCCUUUUCUCUCUCCGACGUGCCUGUACCAUUGACGGACUGUUCCUGUCCCAAAUAUCCUGUCUCGGUAUCCACUCUCGGAUCAACUUCUCUUUAACUUCUCACUAACAGCAUGUUCCAGGUCAGUGCAGAUGCAAAGCCCUCUCAACUGAUUCACUGCCCCAGUUACAGAUGCCUGUGAGGGAAGGCAGAGCCAGAGGAUGUAGGAGGAUUGGGUUCUCAAGCAGAGCAGCUGCAGGUGACAUUGUGGCCACCCAGCUCAUGGUAGGGAGGAUGGAGAAGGGUGAGAAGGAUAAAGAGUGGCAGGAUUUUGUUUUCCUUUUUUUUUUUUUUUUUGACAUUCCCAGGGCUUGAAUUUAGUAAUUAUUGGGCACAAAUAAGAAAAAAAAAAAAAAAGGCUAAUCGAAUUAGCAAAUACGGAAGCGCACAAAAUUUAAAACAAGACGAUAAAAUGCAUCCCAUCUUGUAAAAUCCCCUCAAAAAAUAAAGGUUUGAAAGUGCUACAUGCUUUACCAUCACUCAAUGACCACACUGCUGUUGUGUUUUCUGUGCGAGAUGGGGCGUGACUGCCUGUUCCCCCAGGUUGCCCGUGUCUGACCUUGAUGUGAUUCUGCUGUAGCUGAAAUAAAGCUCUUGGCUCUCCCCAAAUCACAGUGCCCUCAAGCACUUCCCGCCUCUCUGCCUUGGUUGUGCUUAAAUUCCAGCCCUGCUCCCCCAGGGAAGCUGUGUCAGUCUUGGAAGGGAUGUUUCUGCCCAGAAAGAGGUGUGUUUGCCACACGUUCAAGGGAAAGGCUGUAAUAUUUUUUUCCUGUUGUGGAUUUAAGGGAUGAGUGAGGUAGAAGGGAGAAGGUAUUUGGAUUUUGCUUAAUAGAAAGGAUCCUGACAGGACCAAAGGGAUGGUUAAAUCUCAAAGGCUGAGAACUCCUUUUUUUUACCUCUGAAUGUUCCCUGUGCCUUAUUAAGUUCCUGCCACAGUGUGAGCAACCUGAUGAGUCUCCAUAAUAAAAAAUACUGAUUUAAAACACUGAUAAGUAAA